Molecule: messenger RNA, 1509 nt
Organism: Diabrotica balteata
Lineage: Eukaryota; Metazoa; Arthropoda; Insecta; Coleoptera; Chrysomelidae
Source: the annotation of a GenBank genome assembly
AUGCGAACCGAAGAGAAUAUUCCUAGAGCUUCAACUUCAAAACCUUCAACUUCAAGCAAUGGAAAAUCUUCUGUGCCAGUGUCAAGCUGUGGUGUAUUUUCCGUUUCCAGCAAAACCAGAAACAUUCAAGGUACUAUAUCUGCAUAUAUACCGAAAAAGUUAAAUGCAAGCCAAAAGAAAAAAUAUGAUGAUGAUUUGUUGGAAAUCUUUAUCUUUGACUAUCAACCUGUUAGCAUUGUGGAAGAUCGGGGAUUUAAAAAAUUUGUCUCUGGUUUAAAUCCGUCCUACAAGCUGCCAAAUAGCCACACGAUUUCUGAGACUAUGAUUCCUGCAGAAUAUGAGACUUGUUUCAAAAAGGCAAAAAAAGAAAUGAAAAAACUGGACAAUGCCGCUAACAUUAAAAAAGCCAUCCAAGUUGAACUAGGGUGGAAGUUUUUUGGAUGUUUUGCCCAUACAUUAAAUCUGAUAGUCCAAGAUGCACUUGCUCUACCAGCGAUCAAAAAUGUAGAAAAAGUAAAAAUAAUCGUUUCCCAUUUCCGCAGAAGUGCCUCUGCAAAUACUAAACUAAAUUCGUUCCAGAAACAAUUUGGAAUUGAUCCCCCCAAAAAACUGAUUCAGGAAGUGGUUACUAGACGGAGUUCCACAUUCUACAUGUUGCAGAGAAUUGUGCAACUGGAAAAUCCAGUUAGAUCUGUUUUGGGUCUCUUGGAUGACCGGUUGCCACUUCUUGAAGCUGAUCAGUGGAUCCUAAUAAAAGAGCUUUGUGAAGUUCUGACCCAUUUCGAAGAAGCCACAAAAUCUAUUAGUGGAGAAACUUAUAUUUCUGCAUCUUUGGUAAUCGUUUUACAAAGAGGGCUUGUUAAUGUAUGCGAAAAACUAAAAUUGAAAACAUUUUCUGAGCCUACUAUUGACAUAAUCCAAUGUUUAGAAGAUGGUUUAAGACAAAGAGUGGGAAAUGUAGAGUAUAGUAAUACUUUAGCUCUUUGUACAUUCUUGGACCCACGCUUUAAAACAUUUGCUUUUGUCAAUAAUGAUGCUAUUGAGGCUAUUCGAAAACUAGUCACAAAUAUUGUAACGGAAAUGAUUACCAAAGAUGCAAAAAGAAAUGAAAACACAGAAACAGAAACUUCUAAUCAAGAUCGAAAUGAAAAUAAGUCUACCACUCUAUCUGUAUUGAAUUGCCUUCACGAAAAAGUUUCGAAAAAUAAACCAAAGACUACACCAUCUAGUUCUCGGGCAAUAAUGGAAAUACCGCGCUACUUGGAAGAUGAUGUCUUACAAACAAAUGCCAAUCCACUGACAUUUUGGAAAAGCAAUCAGUAUAAUUUUCCAUACCUGAAUAAGUUGGUUAAACAGAAAUGUUGUGCCCUUGCUACUUCUGUGCCUUGUGAAAGACUAUUUUCAGAUGCUCAAUAUGUUCUAGGUGACCGCCACACUAGACUAAAUCAUGAAAAUUUAAGUAAAAUUUUAUUUUUAAGGACUUAUAAAUUAAGGGACAAGAAUGAAUAA